Phyllopteryx taeniolatus (common seadragon) is the source of this 7099-nucleotide messenger RNA. RefSeq names its product homeobox B3a (gene hoxb3a). Gene Ontology annotation, biological process: regulation of transcription by RNA polymerase II. Lineage: Eukaryota; Metazoa; Chordata; Actinopteri; Syngnathiformes; Syngnathidae. The transcript is spliced from 6 exons. Gene Ontology annotation, molecular function: RNA polymerase II cis-regulatory region sequence-specific DNA binding; DNA-binding transcription factor activity, RNA polymerase II-specific. The coding region runs from base 2559 to 3998 and encodes 479 amino acids. Gene Ontology annotation, cellular component: nucleus. The record is from RefSeq and is a predicted model, not a curated record.
GACUUGUACAUUUCAACUCAACUUUAUUUGUACAGCACAUUAACAACAGCCAAAACUCUUUCAAAGCGCUGUACAAACAAACAAAAAUAACAACAAUCAUACAAUCUUUUAAAAAAAUUGUCUUGGUUUAAAAUACACCAUUAGCUCCCUUGACUUUGGAACUUUGCAUACAGGAGGUGCCGAAUUUUAUUUCAUCCCUUUGCCUCCUGUUGCACGUUGUUUGAACCAAAACUGUGUCCUUCAACCACAUAAGGGUGUUAUAUAGAUGUCACGAUCGCAGCGUGCAUGAUUCACUCACGUUUGCUACCAGUUGAGUUUGCAAGUAAACAAGCAACAGGAAAGUAACAGAGAUACAUUUAAGACAAUAAACGUUAUAAAUGUGACCUAAAAUUAGAGAAGAUUAUGAAACAAAUAAUCAAAAAUUUAAAUAAAAAAAUUGACUGAACUUAAUUGUUCUUAUUCUUUAGCCUGUGAAUAUUCUCAUUCAUCCAGGUCAUUUCAUUCUCAGAACAUUAAAUUGAUCGCAACUGGACCCUUCCGGUUGUCUUAGAAGACAUUUCACCUAUCACUUGAGCAGGCUUCAUCAAGUCAUGCACAAGCACUAUUUUGUUGAACAGUGUUGCUUUUUAAUUUUAGAGCAUUUAAUUGGUACAAUUUUGAAUUUAAUAUUUCGGUAUAGACCUAAAUGAAAAUUCUUUUUUUUUGCGCAAUACUUAGUAGUUUAAUGAGUAUACCUUUAAAUAAGAUACAAUGGCUAAUAAGAUCUCUCUAAACCGCUCAUGGAAAUAGCGUUCUUUAUGGCCAAAUAUUGUGUCUGUAAAAAUAAUGCUGCUAAUUUUCAUUUUUUCAAACAUUUGUUAAAGUCUGGCUGCAAAUUCAAUUGCAAAUACGCAAUAUUUUUUGGCUCAUAGAUUUAUUUUUAAAUCUGUCUCUGAUAUGAAAGCCUCCCACCAUGAACAACACUGCACGUCCCAUCAAAACUUCACAAGCUAACCCUAAAAACAUCGUGAUUUUUAUUUUUUAUUUUUUUACCGAACAUGCGAUUAAAUGUGCACGAUGCAUCAGUUAGAGGAAAUAAUAAUAAUAACAAGAUCAAUGUAGCCAAAUAUGUAAAGCCAAAUGUUUGAACAUCUAGAUGCAGAUUCAAAUCAAAACGAAUGAAAGUUUUUUAUUUUUAAAACUCCAAUUCAAAAUCCUCCUGCUAAGUUAUAUUUAUAUUAGAAAGAAGCUUGAUUGCAACACAUUUUGUUCGUUAUAAAUAUUUACACUCAAGGUUCUACUCGAUUGUUGAACCAUCCUGUGUCAUUAAUUGUUUCACGACAAAAGGAAAUGAAAAAUGAUAUCUAAAGAGAAGAAAAAUCUGUUUUGGAGAGCAAUAUAAAGACCAGCCCACCCCCACCGCAGCCAUUUUUUUCUUCAAAUUAAUGACUCCCAACUCAAUUUGCUAUGACGGGGGGAGCGAAAAUCACAAUGCCAGAACGAGGGAGUAGGCGAGAGAGAUGGGAUAAGUGGCAGAAAGAAAGGGUGCGGAAGAGGGAAAGAGGGGGAGGGUGGCUGGAGAGAGGUGGGGGACGGGGGGGGGGGGGUAGAUGGGCUUUUGCUCGGGGUGAACGGUAGGUCAGUUGUCACACCAUGACGCGGAUCGUCCGUUUAACAAAGCGUGUACCAUACCGACAGAUUAAUAGGAAAACUUGAGACCACGCGCGCGCGCGCACGCACACGCACAAUGUGAGUCAAUGCCUUGGAGAGCACACAGUUCUCAGCAGCCCUCAGCCCCAUACAGCUUGCAUUAAUAGCAGGGAAAUUCUGCAAAGGGACCUGCGAUACCUUCGGGUUUGGGGAGUGGUGUCGCAAUGGUCCUGGAUUUGCCUCACCCGGAUGAUUUCAAGGCGCCUUCUGGAGACUUUGGGGUGCCCGUGGCGUCGCAAUAGAUGGGAGAGAAUGCGUGGUGAGAACACCGGAGUCGCUUUUGCGGAUCACGGAAACGAAAAGGAUGACGCGUUCAAUAAAAAAAAAAAUGGGACAUGAUAAGAUGAUGGAAAUUGGCUAAAAGUGGAACUGCAGCUGGAUCAGAGGGCUACAGAAGACCUCCUACCAUGCAGGCCCCUUCUGUCAGGAGGUGCGAGGGGCCAAGGAACAGAGGAGCAGAAGAAAAGAGAAAGAAAACAUCUUGGAAAACAACCCCCUCCUCCAACACACACUUAACACUCAAGAAAGAACACUUUUUUCUACCCACCCAUUCAGAGGCUAUUUUUUACGCCCUUCGAGAGUAUAAGAAAGAAAAACAGUUUUCCUUCUCAUUUGAAAGAAGACACAGAUAGGGAACUCAAGAAGAUGGCUGAGAGUUUGCAAAAUGAGGUGCUUUGCAAGUUUUUAGGAGAUUUGAGGAAGCUGCCCUUUUCCAUCAAAAUACCAGGACUUAGAAGAUUAGCUCUCGGUCAGAUUGGAGGGGGUCAUUGGAGAGACACCGUCACGUGACCCCUGGUGCCAAAUGGUCUUCCGGCAGUGGUUCUCAACAACGGCCGGAGCUAAAGAAGACAUUGCCGCAUUUCUCAGACAUGCAGAAGACAACAUACUACGACAACUCAACUCUUUUUGGUGGCUAUGCGUCCUAUCAGGCGCAGGGGGAAACAACUGCACCUGCCAACGGCUUCGGGGGCUAUGAAGUCCCAGGGUCUCAUCAUCUACCAGCCUUCCAGUCAGGAACCCAUCUGGAUGUUGACUCUUACCACCGAUCUGCCUGCUCUUUGCAGUCAUUAGGUGGUAGCAGCGGGCACCACCAGCAGCAACAGCUAGUUAAAAACAAGGAGCCGAAUGGCAGCUGCAUGAGGCCCAGCCUGCCACCUGAGCACCACACUGGCUCGAAAGUGUCCCCGCCAUUGGCCCCCAAUCCAAGCGAUGGUAGUACCGGAGCUCAGCAGCCAGGGGGUAGUGCUAGCACCUCAUCAGUCCCCAAAUCAGGCCCCAAUCGGUCAUCUAAUUCCUGCUCCUCCACAUCAUCCUCCACUUCCUCCUCCUCCUCCUCGCUACCCCCCAACCCAGCAUUGGCCAAGCAGAUCUUUCCCUGGAUGAAAGAGUCCCGCCAGGCAAACAAGCAGAAAAACUGUUCACCCAGCAACAACUCGGGUAACGCAGCAUCAGGUGGAGGUGAGAGUGGUAGUGGCGGAGAGAAGAGUCCUACUGGCGGGUCAUCAGCAACAUCUAAGCGAGCGCGUACAGCGUACACCAGUGGCCAACUUGUUGAACUGGAGAAGGAGUUUCAUUUCAAUCGAUACCUGUGCCGUCCACGGCGUGUGGAAAUGGCCAAUCUGCUCAACCUGUCUGAGCGGCAGAUUAAGAUCUGGUUUCAGAACCGACGCAUGAAGUAUAAAAAGGACCAGAAGUCCAAGGGAUUGAGUUCUAGCUCAGGAGGGCCUUCACCAACUAGCUCACCGCCUCUGCCCAUGCAAUCCUCAGCCAGUUAUCUCAACUCAAUGCACCCAAUGGUUGGGGGAGGUGGGUCAGCCUAUGAUGCCCCAUCUCCUCCAUCCUUUGGUAAACCUCACCAAGGAGUGUCUUACUCCAUGUCCACUGCCUACUCCAAUCUCCCAAUGAAGGGCUGCCCUCCACAACAGAAGUAUAGUCACCAAGAUCAAGACUACGGUGACCCACAUCCUCACCAUGGCCUCGUACAGGCCAACAGUACCAGCUUUGGAACACCCACUAACAUGCAGGAUAGUCCAGUCUAUGUGGGGAGUGGCAGCUAUGUGGAACCCAUGUCUGGCUCUGGACCCUCCAUGUAUGGCCUAAAUCACCUUGGGCCCACACCAUCCCAUCACCAAACCAUGGAAUACAAUGGUGCAGGGCCUCUGUCAGCCACGAACCAGCAUCAUGUGAGUGGAGGGGUACCCACAGGUUCCUGCGACCCACCCACUCAUGCAACAUACACAGAGCUCUCUGCGCACCAUACCUCGACUCAGGGCAGAAUCCAAGAGGCACCCAAGCUCACUCACCUGUAGCAUUGGUAAGAAAACGAAGGAAGACCACACAGAAAAAGUAAUGUGACUCAUUAACAGGCUGAACUAACACUUGGGGACUCACCUACACGAAAAGGGAUGUCAUUAGAGAUCGAAAAGAGACAGAGAAGAGCAAGUCAGUGGUUUAUGUUUUGCAGCCAAUUAUGGGCUCAAUCAAUGUAUAGCCCUAUAUUCUACCCAUUGCUGUCAGCAAUAUGUCAAUGUAUUUUACUCUUGGAAAAGCACUUACCGUAAUUUGUUUGUAUCCAUUAAUCAUGAACGGAAAACUCACGCUGUACCUCUACAGUCUUUAAAUUUAUACAGAAAGUUAGGAGCAGGCAGUCCAGUGAAAUAGUGGGUAGCAUGUCUGCCUCAUAGGAGAUCUGAGUUAAUCCAUUGGCACAUCUUUGUGUGGCGUUUGUAUGUUCUCGCCGUGCUUGCUUGAGUUUUCUCUGGGUGCUCUGGCUUCCUCUCACUUUCCAAAAACGUGCUUUUUAGUUUAAUUGAAUACUCUAAAUCAAAGGUGUCAAACUCAAGGCCUGGCCAAAUCCAGCCUGCCACAUCAUUUUAUGUGUCCCGUGAAAGCCAAUCAUUUGCAUCAACUUCCCUGAUUCUUGCUAAAAUCUGUACCAAAAUUUCAAAUUGUCAUAUGUCAUAAAUAAUGUUGAGAUAUUGCAAAAAAUUUUUGUUACCAAAACCCUUUUUACAGUAACUUGAUGGGUGUGGGAGGGUUUAACAGUAACCCUGUUUAAUGUGAAAUGGAAGGCAACGCCCUACCUCGGCAAUAUCUUUUGUAUUUCACGAAUACCGACUGUGAAUAUCAAAUAUUGUGGAGUCAUUGGGAAAAUGUCGAUGCGCCCUAAACUGGAAGUUGCGUAAUAAAAUGAGAUAACUAGAGGUAAAGAAAUUCCUUUUACUUAUCAUUAACUGUAAACAUUUAUUCUACUUGUCUAAAAAUUGAUAUACAUAUAAUACGUUUAUAUAACUGUAAUUUCUUUUUUCAUUUUCAUUAUUUCACGUUUGUCCUUUUGCCCCUCACGCCCUCUAUUAACCAGUGCCACUGAAUAUUAUGAUGAGGUCAUGAAAUAUUUAUAUGGUUUCACAGUCAGAAAAGCUCUCUGAGGGAAACCGUACCAACAAUUUGGCCCAUGGCAAAAAUGAGUUUGACACCCCUGCUCUGAUUGAUUUGUACGUGUGCAUUUUUUGUGUCAAUUGUUGUUUUGACUAUAUGUGCUUGCAAUCGACAAGCGACCAGUCUAGGGUGCUACCCCACCUCUCGCCCAAAGUCAGCUGGGAUCAGCUCCAGUUACCCACAACCCCAAUGAGGACACAUGAUAUAGAAAUGAAUAGAUGAUAGUUGGGAGAAAAUUGGCAUAGUAUUGUAUUGCAAUCUUGACUACAGUCAGUACUUAAUGACGAAAGGACAAAAGAGCCCUUUGUUUUUAAUUUGUCCCAUACAAAGCUUAUGUCUAAAGCCUAAGCCUAGACACCCCACAAGACCCAUAUAGAAACAGGUCUUCCAGAUGAAAUAGUGUAGAGUGUUUAAUGGGAACUUAGUGAGUUGGCUAGAAUAAUGACAGGAAGGUUUCUUCCCCUGCAGGCAACACGUUGUCAUCUGAGCAGAGUGUGUAGAGCUCUUGUAGAGAGGAAAGAAUAGCUGGCACUUCACUCUCGCCUGUCCAGUAAGUGCAUAAAAACACUGAUUCAUGAUCCUCUAACUGUCUCUUUUCACCUCCUGCCGUAAAAGUCUGUGUGGAUCCAGAUGGAAUCACUAACCCAUUGUGUUCUAUAUGUCACGACAGCACAUGCCCUCUGACGGGGCAACAAUUUUCUAUGAUUCUCUUGAUGCAUCUGUACACAAACCCAACACCUACAAUCACUUCUUCUCCCACUCCAACUGUUUGGAAAGCUCCAAGGCGUUGAUCCCCGAGAAUGACAUGCAUACAAUGUCUUGCUAAGUACUUCAGCAUACCACCCUUUGUGCACACAGCAAUGCUAAGCUAGUUUCCUGUUGUUGAUAAAUGUGCAGUCAGGUAACACCAACUGCUGACAUUGUUAAAACGUUUACUACCUUAUUUUCGCACAUCGUUGAUACAGGGUAUAGAAUUGAGAAUGCUAUCUAUUUAUGGUUAUGCCCUUUGUCUCCCUCUCCUUCACUAAUGGAAGGGUUUACAUAAAUAGGAGGCCAUCAAUUCUUUUAUAUAUACUUUUUUGUUUUUUUUUCCUUUGCAAAUCUUGACUUUUAAAAUGGAUACAGGGUAUAUAUUUGAACAAAAAUGUUUGGACCAGAAAUGUGUGCACAUUUUUAAAAAAUGGGUUUAUUUGUUUGAACCAUCUGUUAGAGUAGUUUGGGACAAUACACAAAACAUAAAGAACCCUUUCUUUUUUUUUAAAACAAUUAACUUAGUGUUAAAAGCAUUACGUGUGUCUGGCCCACUCUACACUCCUUGAUGUUAUGGAAAUAUACUCAUGUUUUUUAAAAGUGCAAUUUACACAAAUGCUUUUGCAUCUGGGCAUCAUUAUUGCACUUACAGUUUACAUUUUGAAGUUUAAGGUAAAAAAAAAAAAAAAAGUUUAAAUAAAAUGUUAUUUUGAAGGAAGGCCCUUCAAUCAGAGUUUUUCGCAAAUGUGCGUUCAAGUGAACAUUCAUUAAAAAAAUAUUUAUUUGUUGUAGCCAGUUUUAAAAGAUUCUCUCUCUGCGUUAUCAUUAUUUAUCCGUCAUGUAUUUAUAUUGAGAAAAAAUACCGUACUUUUCUAGCAUUUACCUGUUAUGAAAGAAAAAAAACAGCAUUGUGUUUCUUCUUUGUCAAUUGUACUGAAGUUACAUUUUUAGUUCUUGUAUUUUGAUAGAAAAGAAGUACUUUUUAAUUUCUACAGUAACCCUUGUACAUAAAUGUCUUGAUAUGUACAAGGAAAAUGGCAAGGAUGGGGAUUGGUAACCCAUCCAUGCAUACUGUAGAAUUUUGACAAUGUAUAGGCUGGGGGGGAAAAAGAACAAGACUUUUUGGAGAACAAUGACUUCUUUAUUUGACUUUUAGCAACUUUUUAUUUAAUUGUUUAUAGAGUUGUCUGUCCAGCAAUUCCUUAAUAAAAUGUUACUUUAU